AUGAUUCCACCACCUUCAAACCAGUCGUCCUCAUCUUGGGGACUUGAUAACGCCCUUGAUGUGCUACAAUCUCCCACAUUCAAGCAAAGCUCUCAAUCUCUUGGUCAUGAUCACGAAGCGGAUGCUCCUAAUGAGGGGCAAUACUAUCGAUUUUCCCCGCAUCUCGCCAGCCACUACUUUCCAACUGGGGGUCCUCAAAAGGUCGGAGACUUUGAUCUAAGGGCGGCUUUGCCCAACCAGGACAACUUGAGCCUGGACGAGAUAGAGUCAUCACUUCAUGGAAUGCAAAUCGCCGGCAACUUUCCAGGGUCCCCUUCUACGCACAACGACCUUGCUACCAGCCCAGACAAUGCCUCCAACCACCUGAUCGCACAUGGUCCUCACCAGUCACAGCUGUCAAAGCAGCUCAGCGCGGCCGGUCCGUCCAAUCCUUUGCAAAUGCAAGACACCAAGGCAAACACAUUCUCCUUGUCUGAUUUUACCCCGCGGGCCAGUCCUUCGGCAUUCUCGGAUCCUACUUUGAGACCUCGUCCGAUCAGAAGCGAAGAGGCCGGAGUUUCGCUCGACCAAGCCAGUCCCGUGAGACUUGUGGAUCCUCCUUCGAGAUCUCGUCCAAUCCAAAGACAAAAUCCCGGAGUCUCGCUCGAUCAAGCCAUAGGCGAGUACGUCGAUUCCUCCCGAAAACGCACCAACACCAAGGCAAAGAAAGCCAAAGCCAAACCUGUCACGAAGAACGUGGAUGCCCACUUCGACACGCUCCCCAAUGUCCUGGACUUUAGCCCUAGCGCAGACUCUGACACCAGUGCCACUACUGGUCUUUUUGAUUCGCCUGUGACAAAAGAACUCAGUCCCUUGGAGUUUGUACCCUAUCAGGUCGGUGGCAGCGGUGUUGUGCGCAGUGGCCGUUAUGACACACCACCCUCCUCGUACGAUGAAGCAGACUGGGCGGUCCACACGGACGCUGUCCCGAACAUAGUUACCACCUCAGCUGGGGUCAAGGUUCUUCCGGCCCUUUACAAAGGCGCUGAAGAGCGUCGAGUUGGUCUCAUGACAAAGUUGCUUGGAGAUUUUUCCGAUUAUGCUCGAUUGCUUGUACAAGUUGGCCGAUCGCCUACUUUUUGCAACAGCCUUGACGACCCCCGCCCCAUUCAUGUCUUUGUUGACAUGUCCAACAUCAUGGUGGGCUUCCACGAUUCGGUAAAAGCUUCGCGGAAAAUUCCCGUCCCCACUCGCAUCCGUCGUCUUCACAUGUCCUUCGCAAACUUCUCCUUAAUCAUGGAGCGCGGCCGCACUGCGGUUAAGAGAGUCUUGGUUGGCUCUGAUCGACUUCCCGCUAUCACGGAGGCGGAGAAGCUUGGCUAUGAAGCCAACAUUCUAGAUCGUGUACACAAACUCAAGUACACCACCCCCCGAUUCACCAAAAGUCGAAAGACACAUGGGGCCACCACUUCAUUCGCGUCUGGACCUGAAACGGCUGGCGCAGGCAUGGAGCGGUGGGUGGAACAAGGUGUUGACGAAAUUCUGCACCUCAAGAUCCUGGAGAGCAUCGUGGAUACAGAUGAACCAUCCACGAUAGUUCUUGCGACCGGCGAUGCCGCGGUCGCUGAGUACUCUGGUGGAUUCAUGCGAAUGGUGGAACGGGCCCUCCGGCGCGGUUGGAACGUCGAGCUGGUGAGCUUCGCGCAGACGAUGAGCAAUUCUUAUCGUAACAAAGAGUUUCGCGCGAGAUGGGAUCGUCAGUUUCGGAUCAUCGAGCUUGAUCGCUAUGUUGAGGAGCUCUUCGAGUGA
This is a messenger RNA of Penicillium diatomitis, 1788 nucleotides long. RefSeq names its product NYN domain-containing protein. Gene Ontology annotation, cellular component: nucleus. Lineage: Eukaryota; Fungi; Ascomycota; Eurotiomycetes; Eurotiales; Aspergillaceae. Gene Ontology annotation, molecular function: small GTPase binding; guanyl-nucleotide exchange factor activity. The record is from RefSeq and is a predicted model, not a curated record. Gene Ontology annotation, biological process: protein import into nucleus. The coding region runs from base 1 to 1788 and encodes 595 amino acids. The transcript has 2 exons.